Messenger RNA from Octodon degus (degu), 2234 nucleotides. It is a transcript of the gene Cgas, whose product is annotated as cyclic GMP-AMP synthase. Gene Ontology annotation, biological process: positive regulation of defense response to virus by host; negative regulation of double-strand break repair via homologous recombination; paracrine signaling. Gene Ontology annotation, molecular function: double-stranded DNA binding; 2',3'-cyclic GMP-AMP synthase activity; chromatin binding. The coding region runs from base 58 to 1602 and encodes 514 amino acids. The record is from RefSeq and is a predicted model, not a curated record. Lineage: Eukaryota; Metazoa; Chordata; Mammalia; Rodentia; Octodontidae. The transcript is spliced from 5 exons. Gene Ontology annotation, cellular component: cytosol; site of double-strand break; nucleus.
CUAGCUCGGCGCAUUUCCGCGAAGGCAGCUCUUCCUUGAGGGCAGAGCGCGCUGGUCAUGGCCUCGAGGCGCCGAAAGACGGAGCGGACGGCUCCGGAGGCCCGAGGCGCCUCUCUCGGGGGUCCGGAGCUGGUUCCCAAGGCCGCCCCGGUCCAGCCCGGCGAGUUUCGGUUCGCAGGCGCUCCCACCCCGGCUCGCCCUGGACUGCGCGGUCCGCCUGCGGGGUCAACACCGGCGCGGAGGAGGCCAGCCCGGAGCCUCCGGGAGAAAGAAGAGAAGGGGGAGAAGGAGGAGAAAGAGCAUCCCCGGGGUCCCCGGGAGGAGGAGGACCCCCGGCAGGAGGAAGAGCACCUCCGGGACCCCCGAGAGGAGGAGGACGACCGCCAGGAGGAGCGCGCAGCCCCCAAGCCCGCAGCCCGCCGCUCCCGGGCGUGCUCCCGCGCGACCCUUGUCCGGUCCCUGGAGCUCGGCGCGAGUCUUGGCGAGAGCGAGGCGACCCCCGACGACCGUCAGCUCCGCGCAGUGCUGGACCGGCUGCGCCUGAAGUUCGAGGAGCUCUCCUGGGCGUCCAAGGAGGUGAAAAAGCUGGUGAAGCGCCUGCAGCAGGCCCUGAAGGACUCCGAGUUCCACGGAGCGACGUCGCUGAACUCUGGGAGCUACUAUGAGCACGUGAAGAUUUCUGAACCAGAUGAGUUUGAUGUCAUGUUUACGCUGAACAUCCCCAGAAUUGAGCUACAGGAGUAUGCUGCCAGCGGGGCCUAUUACUCUGUGAAAUUCAAAAGAAAUCCCAAAGAAAAUCCUCUGGAUAAAUUUGUAGAAGAAGGAUUUCUAUCAGCUGCUAAGGUGUUGUCAAGGUUUAGAGAAAUCAUUAAGGCAGAGAUUAAUUCAUCGACACCAGCUGAAGAUACAGCAAUUGUCGUGCAAAAGAAGAGACCCGGGAGCCCUGCCGUAACACUUCUCAUCAAAGGACCUAAGGAAAUAUCUGUGGAUAUAACCCUUGCUCUGGAAUCAAAGAGUAGCUGGCCUCCGAAGACCAUGGAAGGCCUGCCCAUCGAAAAGUGGCUUGGAAGAAAAGUCCGGACUAAUCUAAGACAAGAGCCAUUUUACCUUAUACCCAAGCAGGCAAAAGACGGGCGGCAUUUCCGAGAAGAGACAUGGCGGCUGUCUUUCUCCCACAUUGAAAAGAGCCUUUUGAACGAUCACGGACAUUCUAAAACAUGCUGUGAAGCUGAUGGAGUGAGAUGUUGCAGGAAGGACUGCUUAAAAUUAAUGAAAUACCUUUUGGAACAGCUGAAGAAAAAGUUUGAAAAACGAAAGGAAAUGUCUAAAUUCUGUUCUUACCACGUGAAAACUGCCUUCUUUCACUUUUGUGCUGAGCACUCCGAUGACAGUCUCUGGAAUCGCAAAAAGAUAAAUGUCUGCUUUGACACCUGUGUGGUGUUCUUUAUUGAGAGACUCAGGGAAGAAGAACUGAAGCAUUUUUUUAUUCCUGAAGUCAAUCUCUUCUCUCAAGAAUACAUUGACCAGAAAAGUAAAACAUUUCUGGCAAAGCAAAUUGAAUAUGAAAGGAACAAUAAAUUUCCAAUUUUUAAUGACUUUUGAAAUUAUACUCUAAAAAAGAAUCAAGGAUAAGAAUGACUAUAGUACCAAAACCAGAGAAGGACCCAACUAAGAGAAUUACAGGCCAAUCUCCCUCAUGAACAGAGGUGAAAAACCAAUAAGGAGGUUGAAGUGGGUAUCAUCAGAAAGUGGAGGGAUAUCCUUGCUCUUGAGUAGGAAGAACCAAUAUAGUGUAAAUGGCCACACUUCCAAAACAUUCCGGUCAAAAUUUCAACAGCGUAUCUCACAGAAUUAGAGAAGAUAAUCCUAAAAUUUAUGUAUAAGCAGAAGAGACCCUUGGUAGCAGAGGCAAAUCUGAGCCCUAAGGCAGCAGGGGGGUUCACAAUCCCUGGCUUGAAAUUAUACUGUAAAGCUACUGUGAUAAAAACAGCAUAGUACUGGGAAAAAAAAAAAAAAAAAGACUUGAAGACCAAUGGAACAGAUGCCAAAGAUUAGUACUAAACCAAACUCAAAAUGGAUCAAAGAUCUAAAUAUUAAAAGAGACAUUAAAUCUGUUAGAGGACAGAAUGGGUAAAACUGUUAAAAGACAUUGAUGUAAGCAAAGACUUCAUGAGUAAAAUCCUGAUCAGAGCAACUAUCACAGAGAACAACUAGGAUUUCAUCUUUUUUUUUUU